Plasmopara halstedii is the source of this 636-nucleotide messenger RNA. RefSeq lists its product as uncharacterized. The coding region runs from base 88 to 276 and encodes 62 amino acids. Lineage: Eukaryota; Oomycota; Peronosporomycetes; Peronosporales; Peronosporaceae. The record is from RefSeq and is a predicted model, not a curated record. The transcript has a single exon.
GUGGAAGUGGGUUCAGUUUUUCCGUAGAGAAAUACUACGAAGAAUUGCGAAGUUUAACGAGCAAGAAAAAUUUGUCACAUCUUUUCGAUGUCGAUACACAUUAAGUUACAACGAGUGAUCGCUUACAGCAGAAGGAUGACCCACGAAGAAACCGCCUCUACGGCACGCACGAAUGAAGCAGUGUUACGUUGCUCGCUCAUAUCGCUCAACUCGAAAAAUGUCAUUUUUAGAUUUCCAUGGGCUACAAGAAUUCGAGCUGCGGAAGCACUUGAAUAAAACCCAUUGCCUUGGGCAAAGUCAUUAUUACCUUGCACAUCAUCUUCCAUGCCCAGGACUUCACUAUCCAGCUUUUCCAAACCGAAAAAGAUAGUGUGAUCACACUUUACUAAAAAAAAUCAACUUCGCUGAUACAGCAUCAGGCAAGUCGUGAUCGGAAGGGAAGCAAUAAAAGAUCGUAAUUUAUUGCUUUAGUCUAAUCGUCAACGUUACCAUUUCAAGUUUGACUCACAUUUCGGCACAAGUAUGCACCGCGCCAAUGGUACAUUUGCUGUACGACUGCCUUCUUCCAAGCGAAACACCAGAACAACUAUUUUUAACAUGUCACUCAUGACAUAAAACUUUGCAGGUACAAAAGUU